Messenger RNA from Lactuca saligna, 531 nucleotides. NCBI's taxonomy places the organism in Eukaryota, Viridiplantae, Streptophyta, Magnoliopsida, Asterales, Asteraceae. The record is from the annotation of a GenBank genome assembly.
AUGACAGACGUAGAAAGUGCAAGGAUGAAAAGCCCAAGCUUUACCCCAAAACACGGAAGAUCACUCCAGCCGUUCUCCUUCUUCGUUCUCAGUUCUCUCUCGUCGAUCGCCGACUCCAGCCGCUCGUCGGUCGCCGCUGCUGCUGCCCGGUACUCGUUCUUUGCUGCCAUCGUCUUCAACAUCGACAGAUGCUUAUUCUCCUGCGACAUAGUACAUACCAUCAAAAUAGAUGAAGAAACUUCAUCAGUCAAAACAAAGAAGGAAUUUACAGCAUAUUCGGUGAGGGUAUUAGUUGCAUAUGUUUUUGUUAUUUGUUGUGUUGCUGGAUUUGCAGAUUAUAAUGAAGAAGGAGUUGGUGAAGAAACUUUGUUGGAGCUUGAGCUUGUGGAUCUAAAGACUAGGCACCUUCCUCAGUUGCAAGAAGUUUCAACAUUUGGAAUCAGAUUUCCUGCUUUGAGACCACCACUCUGCACCAACCCCUUUAUAUGUAAUAGAGUAAAUUACACGAAUGGUCCCUAUUGUGUGGGGUAA